GGGCGGGAGGGUAUAAAUGGAGCGGUGGCUGCCCCAGCCGCCUCUCUCCGCCCCGGGUCGCAGCCGUCAGUGUUGCGCUUGGGCUCAGCAAGCCUGAAGCAAAAAAGAGAAAAAGCUUAAAAAAAUAUAAAAAAGCCUCAAAAACCUUAAAAAAAAAGAAAAGAAGAGGGAAACAAGAAAGAACAAGAAGAAAAAGAGAACGAGACAGCGACUUGUGUUGGGAGCCCGCGGGGAAGUGACUUUCACAGCUUCCGGCCUGCCUGUCCGUCGGUGUCUGUCUGUCCGUCCGGUGGUGAGCCGUCCCCCCAGGCCCGGCCCGCCCCUGCACGCCUCUGCGCCGCGUGGCAGCCCCGCGCCCCGGCUGGCCGCACCACGUGUCCGCGCUGCCCUUCGCCGGCACCCGCAAAGAUUUGGUUUCCCCCUUCCCGGGCCGCUGUAAUUGUAAACCGCCGGGAGCCCGGGGCCUAUAUUUAUCGCUAAACGCGUGUCCCCAAGGCCUCUGUGAGCGCAGCAUCUGGCUGCCUCUUGAAAAAAUUUUUGCCCCCUUUGCAAGGGGAUUCCCUGCUUCAAUUUUUAUUUUUUAAGCUCCAAGCCAGGACAGCUGGAGGGUACAAACUCCAGGAGAGGGCCAUAUUGUUUUUGAGAGCCUUUUGUCUUGGGGCUUUUGCGGUCCUGUGCAAGUCGUCCCGCCUCGGAGCCUCCCUGCUCCAGCCUCUCCCGGCAUCGCUGGUGCCACCUGUGCGCUGCGGCGCGUGCCACAGCUCCUCGGAGCCCCUUUUGUCCUGCAGUAGGCCUUGUAAGAAGUCCUGGCGGGGCUCGGGGUAGUUGGGGGUGGGGAGAUGAACGCUGCAGCCAGCAGCUACCCCAUGGCCUCCUUAUACGUGGGCGAUCUUCACUCGGACAUCACCGAAGCCAUGCUGUAUGAAAAGUUCAGCCCUGCGGGGCCUGUGCUGUCCAUCCGGGUCUGCCGCGAUAUGAUCACCCGCAGCUCUCUGGGUUAUGCCUACGUCAACUUCCAGCAGCCAGCUGACGCUGAGAGAGCCUUGGACACCAUGAACUUUGAUGUGAUUAAGGGAAAGCCAAUCCGUAUCAUGUGGUCUCAGAGGGAUCCCUCUUUGAGAAAGUCUGGUGUGGGAAAUGUCUUCAUCAAGAACCUGGACAAAUCUAUAGACAACAAGGCACUGUAUGACACUUUCUCUGCCUUUGGAAACAUCCUGUCCUGUAAGGUGGUCUGUGACGAGAACGGCUCUAAGGGCUAUGCUUUUGUCCACUUCGAGACCCAAGAGGCCGCCGACAAGGCCAUCGAGAAGAUGAAUGGCAUGCUCCUCAAUGACCGCAAAGUGUUCGUGGGCAGAUUCAAGUCUCGCAAAGAGCGGGAAGCCGAGCUUGGAGCCAAGGCCAAGGAAUUCACCAAUGUUUAUAUCAAAAACUUUGGAGAAGAGGUGGAUGAUGAGAAUCUCAAAGAACUCUUCAGCCAGUUUGGUAAGACCCUAAGUGUCAAGGUGAUGAGAGACUCCAGUGGGAAGUCCAAAGGCUUUGGCUUUGUAAGUUACGAGAAACACGAGGAUGCCAAUAAGGCUGUGGAAGAAAUGAAUGGAAAAGAAAUGAGCGGGAAAGCCAUAUUCGUAGGCCGUGCACAGAAAAAAGUAGAACGUCAGGCUGAAUUAAAACGGAAAUUUGAGCAGCUGAAGCAGGAGAGGAUUAGUCGGUACCAGGGAGUGAAUCUCUACAUUAAGAACUUGGAUGACACCAUUGAUGAUGAGAAGUUAAGGAAAGAGUUUUCUCCCUUUGGAUCAAUCACCAGUGCAAAGGUGAUGUUAGACGACGGAAGAAGCAAAGGGUUUGGCUUUGUCUGUUUCUCCUCUCCUGAAGAGGCGACCAAAGCUGUCACUGAGAUGAACGGACACAUUGUGGGUUCUAAGCCACUGUACGUCUCCCUGGCCCAGAGGAAGGAAGAGCGGAAGGCUCACCUGACUAACCAGUACAUGCAGCGUGUAGCUGGGAUGCGGGCACUCCCUGCCAACGCCAUCUUAAAUCAGUUCCAGCCCGCAGCCGGUGGCUACUUUGUGCCUGCAGUUCCUCAGGCUCAGGGAAGACCACCAUAUUACACGCCUAACCAGUUAGCACAGAUGAGGCCUAAUCCACGCUGGCAGCAAGGCGGGAGACCUCAAGGCUUCCAAGGAAUGCCAAGUGCUCUGCGGCAGUCUGGGCCUCGGCCAGCUCUUCGACAUCUGGCUCCAACUGGCGUCCCUACAGCUGUGCCAAACCUUGCUCCUCGUGCUGCAGUUGCUGCUGCUGCUCCCAGGGCUGUGGCCCCCUACAAGUAUGCCUCCAGCGUCCGUAGCCCUCACCCCGCCAUUCAGCCGCUGCAGGCCCCCCAGCCUGCAGUCCAUGUCCAGGGUCAGGAGCCCCUGACUGCCUCCAUGCUGGCUGCAGCGCCUCCCCAGGAACAGAAGCAGAUGCUAGGAGAGCGUCUGUUCCCACUUAUCCAAACAAUGCAUUCAAAUCUGGCUGGAAAGAUUACAGGAAUGCUGCUGGAGAUAGACAACUCUGAGCUGCUGCACAUGCUAGAGUCCCCCGAGUCCCUCCGUUCCAAGGUGGAUGAAGCUGUGGCAGUCCUUCAGGCUCAUCAUGCCAAGAAAGAAGCUGCCCAGAAGGUGGGCACUGUUGCUGCUGCUACCUCUUAGACAAGAAAAAAGAGUCAAAAGCCAAAUAACCCCUCAUGGCAUCCAGCUAAGGUCUGAAGACUUCCUAGUUUGUCUGUGGACCUCCACACCAAGAACCAAGUUGCAAAUUCAAUAGGUCAUUUUGUAUCAAAAGGUCAAUUAUGAAGCACCUAGAAUUUUUCAAUUAAAAGAAUAUGUUCUCUGGGUUCUGUUGUGGCCCAGAUGAUGGUAACUUUUUUUUUUCUAUUGUGGGUUCUGGUUUUUUUUCCCCAUCCAGAAAUUGGUUUUGAUGUAUCCAAGACUUAAGUUUCUCAAUAAAGGAAAUAAAAUCUAUAAAUCUGG
Molecule: messenger RNA, 3008 nt
Organism: Grammomys surdaster
Lineage: Eukaryota; Metazoa; Chordata; Mammalia; Rodentia; Muridae
Gene: Pabpc4
Product: poly(A) binding protein cytoplasmic 4
Exons: 2
Coding region: 840-2687 (615 amino acids)
Cellular component (GO): ribonucleoprotein complex; nucleus; cytosol
Molecular function (GO): poly(A) binding; poly(U) RNA binding; mRNA 3'-UTR binding
Source: RefSeq, a predicted model, not a curated record